AUGAGUUCUGCAUCCUACCUACCCGUCACUCGAGUCCCCUUCCAUGGAAGCAGUAGCAAGAUCGUUGCUUUCACCGCCCUGGGCGCAUUGAGGCGACGGGCCGUCUUCGCCGGGCUACUGACCACCUCUCUUCUCGUCUUGUUCGUCUUGCUGCGGUACACUCUCAAGGAAUUUGACAUAGAGGGUGCGGGGCUGGAUAUUUUGAGUCCUUCGGUGGACUUGCUGGCAUAUUUGCCUCUCGAAAUUCCCAAAGGCUCCAGCUUAUCAGCACGCCUCAAGCCUGUGCGCGGACUUCCGAUUUCUUGUCUCGACGCACAUUUUGCUCUGGGAGAAAUAUGCUACGAAAAGGAGAUACAACCAAUUGACGUGCUUUGGACAUGGGUGAACGGAUCUGAUCCACUCCUACAGCGCGCAAAAUCGAGUGCACAGGAACGCUACGAAAGGAAAGACCCGUACCGACCUAUGAUAGAUGCAUCGUCACAGGCGAGGCUGUAUAGGGACCACGAUGAGCUGAGACAUUCGCUCCGUUCGGUUCUGCAGCACUUCCGCGGAUACACGACCCGAUUUCACGUCCUAACAGCCGACUUUCCCGUGCCUCGUACUCCUGCUCCUACCAACGCCACUAACUCCACAUCCAACACUGUUGACUCUACUAUCAAUUACACGCUGUCCGAUUCAUGGCGCCUGGGACAGAUCCCACAAUGGCUGGACCUGGAUAAACGAACAGACUCAGUCUGGAAGGACGGAAGUGUAGCGCUGUCUCUUAAACACCAUGCCGAAAUAUUCACCCCUUACGAGGGUACCAAUUUCAAUAGUCUGGCCAUCGAGUCGCAAUUAACUCAUUUACAAGAUAUCUCCGAGAAUUUCAUCUAUAUGAAUGACGAUCUCUUCAUGAUGAACCCAAUGACGCACACGAGCUUCUAUACGUCGGCAUACGGCGUUGUUUUGCAUCUGCAAUCCAACCUCCUUGUUCCCCCAACGAAGCCGCACCCGAGAACACAAGGAGAAUGGAAGAGUAUGGGCCUAACUAACACAAUGCUUGGGACGAGGUUUGGCAUCCGCUACCGUCCGUACGUGGUGCAUGAGGCGAAGACGGCAUCCGUGCCAUUGCUGCACGAAAUGGCGCUUAUGUGGCCCGGGCAGUUUGCGCUGACGGCGACGCACGCAUUCCGCGAGACGCAGGGUGGUGACGGUGACGUGAACACAAUGUUCUUACUAUCGCAUUUCGUCGUCGAGCGUGCUCGCGAGGCAUUGCUGUGGAGCUGGAUUGUUGGGCGCGUCGGAGGCUUGGAAGACGAAUGGGGAGAGCGGGAGGCGUCGCUCGCCUGGGCGGAACUGGGCGGUGGACUGGAGGAUAAGGGUCUUCUUGUCCAGACUGAGUACAGGGAUACGUUAGAGAAGUCGAGAGUAGAGAAGUUCCUGAAGGAGAGUGGGCAUAAAGGGCAGGGUAAGACGACGUAUGUCUUCUCUUCUCUGGACGGUUAUCCUUACACGACGUUGGGGACCAGCGGCCAGCCAAGAUGGCCGUCAAUGGCCAGAGAUACAGGACCUGGAGACCUUCCGAGUUGCAGGAUCUCAUACCAGGACUGCUUCACGACCAACGAGGGGUUUAGGAACAGCACGACUACUGCUAGCGGAAUGUUCAUGAAUCUAGCUUUCCGGAAACCCAGAUGCGGGGAUUGUGCAAUCAUGGCGCUCGUACAUGCGAGCGGCAGCAUCGGGCUGUCGAAAUUCCUGCCAUCGCAGGAGCGUACACUGCCAGCCUCGUUGCAAGACGGUGACGGUGGAGAUCAGCCUGCGAAAGUCCCACAUUUACCGCUGGUCGCUGACUGGCAGAACGGCGACUUCAGCCUUCGUGCAGUUAUGAACACGACGCGGACGAGCAGUGUCAAAGACUGGGCCUUACAACUCCUGCAGCGCUACCGAUACAUGAUAGGAGAGACCCCUUCAUUAUUUGAACGCAUCACCAGUCCUAAGCAGCUGACGGCAGUGCUAAACCGGAUCGAUGCGAAGUCGGACAUUGCCCUACUGUGUCUGAACGACGACGUCGCCAUCGAGCGGGUGGACGCGCCGGUAACAGCGAUUCUGAAGAAGUGGCAAAGCAAACAGUGGACGCGCCGUGCGAGCUGGGAAAAGUCGUAG
Molecule: messenger RNA, 2142 nt
Organism: Sparassis crispa
Lineage: Eukaryota; Fungi; Basidiomycota; Agaricomycetes; Polyporales; Sparassidaceae
Product: 3-O-alpha-D-mannopyranosyl-alpha-D-mannopyranose xylosylphosphotransferase
Exons: 9
Coding region: 1-2142 (713 amino acids)
Biological process (GO): carbohydrate phosphorylation; N-glycan processing to lysosome
Cellular component (GO): Golgi apparatus
Molecular function (GO): UDP-N-acetylglucosamine-lysosomal-enzyme N-acetylglucosaminephosphotransferase activity
Source: RefSeq, a predicted model, not a curated record